AUGUUCAGUCUGAAGAUGCUUCCACUUCUGCUCUUACUCCACGUGCAGCUUUCCAAGGCCUUUCCAGUACCUUCACAAUUCCUAGAAGAGCAAAACGCAAAAAUUGUUCAGAAUUACCUAGAAAAGUUCUACCAAUUGCCACGAUACAAACAUCCAUCCGAAAGGAAGAACAGCACUAGUGUGAUUGUAGAGAAGCUUAAAGAAAUGCAGCAGUUCUUUGGCCUGAAUGUGACAGGGAAGCCAGAUGAGGAAACCUUGGAGAUGAUGAAAAAGCCUCGCUGUGGAGUGCCUGAUACUGGCGAUUAUAUGAUAACCCCAGGAAACCCCAGGUGGAAAAAAACUGACCUGACCUACAGGAUUAUUAACUAUACCCCAGGCUUGUCAGGGCCUGCCGUGGAAAGAGCUAUUGAGGACGCCUUUAAACUCUGGAGUGACGUGUCACCCCUGACCUUCACCAAGACCUCAAGGAAAGAAGCAGACAUCCAGAUGGCUUUUUUCCGAGGAGAUCAUGGGGACAAUUCUCCAUUUGAUGGACCCAAUGGAAUCCUUGCUCAUGCCUUUCAGCCAGGCCCAGGUAUUGGAGGAGAUGUUCAUUUUGAUGCAGAAGAAACAUGGACUGAAACCUCUGAAAAUUACAACUUGUUUCUUGUUGCUGCCCAUGAAAUUGGCCAUUCCUUGGGGCUGGCUCACUCCUUUGACCGUGGUGCUUUGAUGUAUCCCAACUACGCUUUCAGUGACCCCAGCACCUACUUACUCCAUCAAGAUGACAUCAAUGGCAUUCAGGCCAUCUAUGGACCUUCAAACAACCCUGUUCAACCUACUGGACCAACCACACCCACAGCCUGUGACCCCAGACUGACGUUUGAUGCCAUCACCACACUCCGUGGAGAAAUACUUUUCUUUAAAGACAAGUACUUCUGGAGAAAGCAUCCUCACCUACCGAUGGUCGAACUCAAUUUCAUUUCUACCUUCUGGCCAUCCCUGCCAAAUGGUAUACAGGCUGCUUAUGAAGAUUCUGACAGGGACCUAAUUUUCGUAUUCAAAGGCAACAAAUACUGGGCUCUGAGUGGCUAUGAUAUUCAGCCAGGUUAUCCCAAGAAUAUAGCAAACUAUGGCUUCCCAAGCAGUGUCCAAGCAAUUGAUGCAGCUGUUUCCUACGGGGGAAAAACAUACUUCUUUGUAAACAACCAAUUCUGGAGUUAUGAUGACCAAAGUCAAUCCAUGGACCCAGGUUAUCCCAAAAGCAUAGAAAGUACCUUUCCAGGAAUAGAAAGUAGAGUUGAUGCAGUUUUCCAGGAGAAUUCCUUCUUCCUUUUCUUCAGUGGAUCAAGAUAUUAUGCGUUUGACCUUAAUGCUCGUAGAGUUACUAGAAUUGCAAGAAGCAAUAUAUGGCUUAACUGUAGAUAA
Molecule: messenger RNA, 1407 nt
Organism: Hippopotamus amphibius kiboko
Lineage: Eukaryota; Metazoa; Chordata; Mammalia; Artiodactyla; Hippopotamidae
Gene: MMP8
Product: matrix metallopeptidase 8
Exons: 10
Coding region: 1-1407 (468 amino acids)
Biological process (GO): collagen catabolic process; proteolysis; extracellular matrix organization
Cellular component (GO): extracellular matrix
Molecular function (GO): zinc ion binding; metalloendopeptidase activity
Source: RefSeq, a predicted model, not a curated record